This is a messenger RNA of Teleopsis dalmanni, 4681 nucleotides long. RefSeq lists its product as uncharacterized. The coding region runs from base 2 to 4186 and encodes 1394 amino acids. Lineage: Eukaryota; Metazoa; Arthropoda; Insecta; Diptera; Diopsidae. The transcript has 12 exons. The record is from RefSeq and is a predicted model, not a curated record.
UAUGAAAAUGGCCACAGUUCAUAAUAAAAAUUUACAAAAUUGUUCAAACACAACAACAACGCUAACUACAUCAUGGGCCGGUAAUAAACCCAAAACGAAAACCGGUGCCAUGGUCUGGCUUAUAAUGGCCGUACUGUUUGUUUAUUUAUGUAGUCUUGUGAGUUUCGGAGCUGCUCAUGUCGCAUUAACGUAUCCACCUGCGCGCAAAUAUGAUUUGGAUUUUUUGGAUAAUUCACGUACGAAGGGACCCUGCGGCAUGCCAAGAGGUUCAAUAAGCACUUCAAUUUUGUCAGGGACAAAGUUUAAUGCUACUUGGCACUUAGCGUAUCCACAUAAGGGAGGUUUUCGUCUUCAACUGCUCGAUGCCUUAGAUCGACCUGUAUUGGAUUUGACACCACAUAUACAAGGUUCCGAAUUUUUGCGUACUGAUGUAACGGCACAAUCGUACGAAGUAAGCAUACCUAACGAAUUCGAGUGCCACAAUUGCACAUUACGUUUACUACGUCAGGCCGAUGAAUGGGGCGGUAACUAUCGCUUUUGGUCUUGCGCUGAUGUCGACAUCAAAAAUCGAAAAGAGUUUAGAGAAAACUGUUCUGGAAAUGGCAAACAUUAUCCAACACGUUGUAAAUGUGAAAAAAAUUAUUAUGGUCCACAGUGCCAAUACAAAGAUGAAUGUACUACGAAUCAAGACUGUGGUCUUCAAGGAAAGUGCAUAGAUUUACAGAGCACAUCAUUGCCACGACGACAAUGCUAUUGUAACCUUGGUUGGUAUGGUAUAGGUUGUAACAAACGUUCUCCAUAUAAGACUACAGAACUAGAUUUCUCUGCAUAUAAAAAGAAAGUACUUUCACCCGAUUAUCAUUUGUUUUGGCGUGUAUUAGAAGAGCAAAAAGAAAUUGAAAUGGUAUUAAAAGUGAACGGUACAUCAUGGGUUGGCUUAGGUUGGCGUCCAAAUUCAUUGACCAAAGCAUGUAAAAACUUUCCACUUAUUGGUGAUAAUUUAAAAGCAGAUUUAAAAUUAAGUGAGAUUGAACCUAAGUCUGAACCUGAACCAACCUCAGAGCCAGAACCAAAAUAUGAACCAGAACCUUCCUCAGAACCGAAAUCAGAACCAGAGCCAAAAUCAGAGCCACCCAGUGCUGAACCUCAACCAGAACCUAAAUCCGAGCCGGAACCAACAUCAGAGCCGAAAGCAGAACCUGAACCCACAUCAGAACCAAGCAGCGCAGAGCCGCAAGCGGAACCUAAGUCAGAGAAAACUAAACGUUUAGCGGAAAAUCAUGUGGAAAAUGUGACACCAAAUAUGGAUGGCGUUAGUUCUAUUGCAACCAGCGUAUCAUAUCGUGUUAGCACAAAAGCUGGACGCCGCCGUCGUCAAAUAGAAGUACCCACAACUACACCUGAACCAAAAUCAGAACCAGAACCUACAUCAGAACCAGUAAGUACAGAGCCACAGGCAGAACCAACAUCAGAGCACACAACCGCAGAGCCUCAACCAGAACCAAAAUCUGAACCAGAAGUAAAAUCAGCACCAGUAAGUUCAGAACCAAAGACAGAGCCGGAACCAAAAUCGGAACCUGAACCAAAAUCAGAACCUGAACCUGAACCAAAAUCAGAACCUGAACCUGAACCAAAAUCAGAACCUGAACCAAAAUCUGAACCUGAACCAAAAUCAGAACCUGAACCAAGCUCGGAACCGGAACCAAGUUCAGAGCCGGAACCGAAAUCAGAACCAGAACCAAAAUCAGAACCAGAACCAAGUUCAGAGCCGGAACCGAAAUCAGAACCAGAACCAAAAUCGGAACCGGAACCCAGUUCUGAACCUGAACCGAAAUCCGAGCCUGAGCCUAAAUCAGAUGCCGAAUUAGUUGUAAAGAAAACCUUAACACCACAAACUUCAGAUGAAGUCAAUUUAAAACUUAAUCCAUACACUCCACGACAUGACUUCAAUCCUAUGGAUUGCACAGAUAUCGUCAUUGGCUCCGCACGUGGAAAAGCAAGUCGUGUUGGUGAUUAUUAUACACGAGACCGUUCCACACCACGAAUUGAUGAAUUUUAUGGCGGAAAAUCUGAUCUAUCAUUAGGUACUGGCUUCGAGGAAAAUGGUGUAACAACCAUCAUUUUCCGUAAAAAAUUAGCUGCAACAGAGCCUACAGAUCAUGCCAUUGAAGAUGCGUUAACACAUCUAAUUUGGGCCCGAGGCCAAGAACCCAAUAAAUACGUACAUAUUCCACCAUCUGGUAUUGAAACAGAAGCCGCUUCGGUUCAAGAAUUUUAUCAACCAGAUGAAUUAAAAUAUCAUGGCCACAAUAUGCAGCGCGGUGCAACAGUUAUAAAUUUCUUAGAAAAGGAAAAGCCCAUCAAUAAUGAGAGCAGCAAUAUCAAAGACACCACUACUAAUACUUUGGAAAACAAUUGCUUUGGUCACUGGAAAUAUCCAUCAAACUGUUUACCUGAAAAUCACACUUGUGAAUACUAUGCUUCCUGGGCAACUGUGGGUCGAGGUGAUGAAAUGCGUUGGCAUGUCGAAACAAGCAAUACCCAAAAAUGGACUGGUAUUGCUUUUAGUAAUGAUGAGAAAAUGUCACAAACCGACGCUAUAAUCGGUUGGGUAGAUAGAAAUGGGCGUCCAUUUUUAAUGGACACUUGGAUUAAUGGUUAUUCAGCGCCUAAAUUAGAUGAUCGACAAGACAUUUAUAAUGCUUCCGGCCGUAUAGAGAAGGGUGUUACAAUUUUAGAAUUUAACAGAAAACGCAUUAGUAACGAUGAACAGGAUUUAUCUUUCACUGAGGAUCAUUGUUUGUAUUUAUUUUUCCCUGUUUUGGGAGGUGAAUUCAAUCCAGUUAACAAAAAGAUACGUAAACAUGAACAAAUACCAGCAGUGUCAUCGAAACGUGUAUGCUUAAAAUCAUGUGGUAAAGAAUUGGAAAACCUUUAUAAUGCACCAACAACUCCAGCACCUGACCGUUUAGUCUAUUCUGUUGGAGUUAAAUUAAUGAACUUGGCAGAAUCUUUUGAGGCACCAAAACCCGGCACAGUAGAAUUUAAUAAUUUGGCUGCAACUAUUUCAGAUUCCUUCAACGGCAUAUUGAAUAACAUACCAGGCUAUUAUAAAACUGAAAUUUUAGGUUUCGAAAAAGAGGGGACUUCAAUGGUAGCUAAAUUACACACUAUGUUUGAUAAAGCAGCUUAUGAAAAAGGGCAAGCUAUUGACACUAACGCUAUACCAGAUAAUGACAGUGAGUCAAACUUGAAGAGGGGUGAAAUCAUAAAAAGCGCUUUGUUAGAGAAGGUUGCAUCAGGCCGUGUUGGAUCCUUAACUGUAGAUCCACAAUUUUUAGAUUUUGAAGCAUUACAAUUCAAAUCUGCAGAAAAUGAUGAUGAAAAAGACACAUCAUUCUUAGCGCUGGCUGGUACUCGAUUAUAUAUUGUCCUGGGUAUCUUAGCUGCAUUGAUUUUCGUUGCAUUGAUACAAAUUAUAUGCACAGUGUAUUCUACUACGCGUAAAAGUAAAACUCAAAAGGACACGCUUAUACAGAAUUCGCCUUGGAAAGAAUUUGCCUCAAAUACAAAUUAUGCUUUUAAUCCCUAUGGUGAAACGGAAGAGAAAACUAUGACAACAACAACAACAGCUUCUGGUAAAGAGAAAUCUCGUAAUCGAUCUUCGACGAGCAGUAGCCAACAAACAACGUUGCCUAUGUCACAUUCGCCAACAAGUAAAUCGCAACUCUAUUACGAGGGUAUGAAUGGCAAUGGCACUAGUAACAACAAUCAAAAUCGAACCAGAAAUAACUAUGAAAAUGGUGGACGCACCCAACAGCGCAAUGGCAGCAGCAAUAGCCACUCGAAUGGACAUUACGAACGUAAUGGAUCAAACGACCCAGCGCACUACAGUCGCAAUUCAUACGGUGAACGUGCUUACUCCUUACCACGUCAGCAACAUCAGCGCUCACAGCAGCAGGAAAGCAGCAUGCAACCAUCAGGAUAUUACACACACGAUCGUCGCACGCCACGUCAAACAUCAGCCAACGAUGAACGCAGACAUUAUCGCGAUAAUUCCAGGGAGGAUCCACGCAUGACUGGUGGCGCUGAUACGCCUGAUUUCUACUUUAUGCCAUCCCAACGUAAAUAUUCCGGUGAAGUUGUACGCGUUUAUGUGGACUACAAUAAGGAUCCAAAGCAUUAAAAAGUCAAACUCAAGAAGAAAAAAAUUAUGUGGUAGACUCCAUUGUUAGCCGCCCAUAUUGACAAAUUGAUGCAAUGAUAAUUUAAAAGACUUACGUCGCCACAAAUAUAAAUAAGAUACAAAAUAAUAUUAAUAUUAGAUAUAAAUUUAUACUUAAAAUAAGUAUAAAAAAUAUUUGCAGCACUACUGCAUAUAUGUUGAUUGUAUGCAUAUUGCCAAGCUUUCUCUACGUAACUUAAUAAUUAUUUAAUAUUAUUAAUAGUUCAUAAACAGUAAAAUACGGAAAACGGAAAAUGGAAAAUGAAAAAUGGUGCAUAAGACGUUUGGCAAGAAAAUAACCAAAAAGACCUCCCGCAUAUCACAAAAGUGUUAUAAAAUAGCUUUACCAAUGUACAAUUUAUCUCUCUACACUGCACAAAGUUAGUUUCAUUAAUUUAUUAAUAUUUAAUAGACUUCACCUCAUCACCACCAAAUAGAAAAUUAUUUACAAUUGUU